This is a messenger RNA of Phytomonas sp. Hart1, 804 nucleotides long. The record is from the annotation of a GenBank genome assembly. Lineage: Eukaryota; Euglenozoa; Kinetoplastea; Trypanosomatida; Trypanosomatidae.
GUAUGUAGUGGACCGACAAAGAUUAAAAAAAAAUAGGCAAGGUAUGGGGAACAAUGAAAAUUAGUACAGAAAUAUAUCGCUUAAAAUAAAGUAAUUGAGCGAAAAGGUGAAUUAAUUUAAGAAAGUUCUUGAAGUUUUAACUGCAGAUAGGGCUGAGUUGAUGGAUUCAAUACAUUCUAUUGUCACUAUAUGUGUACAUCAAUUUAGGUAACUAAAUAACAAGGUAGUAAACCUCACUCAAAAAAAAAAUGUGUGUUUUAAUCUUUUUUGAAGUGUUCUACUUUCUCACUGGUUAACUAAAUAACUAUAUUAAAAAAUUAAAAAGUAAUUGUCGAAAAUAUGAAUUACACAAGCUAUGGUUAUGUGAUGACUAUGGUCUGUUUACACCUCUAAAACGCGAUCUAAAUGAUUAAUCUUUAAUAUGAACUGUUUCGUAAUCGAAUAGUUCGACUAUCAACAGUCUGAUGAAUCUAUUACUUGUAUGGAAGUUUUCUUUAUUUUGGUGGUAGUGUUUCUAACGACAUACAGUUUUUUUAUUUUUACCAUUGUCUGUAAAGAUAUUUGUCUCGAUACGAUCAGACAAGAGUUGAGCCUUUAUACAGAAAAAUGUUACUUCAUCUAUUUUGACUCUUCACAAACAUUUAGGAUGCAUAUCUAUAUAUCCAUAUAGAUAUAUAUAUGUAUAUAUAUAUAUGUAUUGAUGUUCUGUAAGAAGACAUGAGUCUAAGUGAUAUUUCGCCAUUCCUCCCUCUUUGCUGUAAGCACUUGAGCAAUGACAACUUAACACAUUGCAAUAUUGUGAAA